Messenger RNA from Chenopodium quinoa (quinoa), 1499 nucleotides. RefSeq names its product senescence/dehydration-associated protein At4g35985, chloroplastic-like. The transcript has 5 exons. The record is from RefSeq and is a predicted model, not a curated record. Lineage: Eukaryota; Viridiplantae; Streptophyta; Magnoliopsida; Caryophyllales; Amaranthaceae. Gene Ontology annotation, cellular component: plasma membrane. Bases 152 to 1255 code for a protein of 367 amino acids.
UCACACACACAUUUUUCUUUCCUACCCUUUAUUGUCUCCCUUAAUUAAUUUGGCCUUAGCUUUACUACAUAUACAUACUAGUAUAUGCAUGUACCUUAGCUAGUACUCCUUAGUUCUUCCUACAUACCCAAAACCUUAACAAAUUAAAACUAUGAUGUCUUUUAGUCCUUUUUCAUCAAAAUCGCGGUCAUCUAACCAAAUAAAAAUCGAAACCAACACAAUCAAGCACGAGCUUUUGCUCCGUAUACCAGGAUGUAUAGUCAACUUGAUGGAAGAAGGACAAACCAUAGAGCUAGGACGAGGAGAUUUCUCUAUAUACAUCCUUUCUGACCAAAAUAUACCCCUUGCAACCAUCAUCAAGGUCGCGAAUAACCUACAAUGGCCACUCACGAAAGAUGAGCCCGUGGUUAAGCUUGAUGCUUUUCACUAUCUUUUUACGUUGCCCAUGAAAGGAGGUGAUCCUUUGAAUUAUGGGGUGAGUUUCUCAGACCGAUGUGACAAAAAUUUGUUAGGGUCCUUGGAUUCUUUCCUUAGAGAACAUUCUUGUUUUUCUUGCUCAUCCACGACGAAAGGGAGAAAUAAUAAUGAUCUUGAUUGGAAGGAGUUUGCCCCUAAGGUUGAAGCUUAUAAUGGUGUAUUGGCUAGGGCAAUUGCUGGAGGAACUGGCCAAAUUGUUAAGGGCAUUUUUAUGUGUAGCAAUGCUUACACCAACCAGGUGCAAAGUGAAGGGAAUAUGAUUCUUAGCCAAGAGAACAAGAAUGGGAGAGCCACACUUGCAAAGACUAAAAGCAACAACAAUACUGCUGCAAAAAACAAUGCCAUGAAUCAAAGCAUAAAGCGUGCAAGAAAUUUGUCAAAUGCAACACAACAAAUGAGCAAAACUAUGCUAAAUGGAGUUGGGAUAGCCACUGGAUCAGUGAUGGGGCCCUUGGUUAAUUCCAAACAAGGCAGAGCAUUUUUCUCUAUGAUGCCUGGAGAAGUUCUCCUAGCUUCUCUUGAUGCUGUUGAUAAGAUAAUGUGUGCUGCGGAAGCUGCUGAGCAACAAGCUCUCCAAGCCACCUCCGGGGCUGCGGUUAGGAUGGUUUCCAACAGGUAUGGAGAAAAUGCAGGGCAAGCCACAGAUGAUGCCCUUGCAACCGCUGGACAUUGCGCUGGGACGGCUUGGAACAUACUCAAGAUUAGGAGAGCUAUAAAUCCAGCUUCCGUGGCUAAAUCCGGGGCUAUUCGGAGUACCGGAAACGCUAUCAAAAAUUGAAGAAUAAAGAUGUACGAAAUAAGUUCAAGGAACAAUAUACUUUGUAAUCCUGAUGCUAGUGUGAUAUGUCUAUUUUUUCAGGAUUGAUGUCGUUUUUAAGAAUUGUUUGGUUGAGUGUUGUGUAUUUAAAUACUAUCUCCGUUACAUAUUAUUUGCAUAUGUAACGAAGGUAGUACUAUACAUCAUCGUGACUAUAUAUGUUUUUAAAAGCUCCUCAAAUACUACUUCCUCUAUUCAUUUUUAC